Messenger RNA from Aplysia californica (California sea hare), 2105 nucleotides. RefSeq names its product cytochrome P450 27C1-like. The transcript has a single exon. NCBI's taxonomy places the organism in Eukaryota, Metazoa, Mollusca, Gastropoda, Aplysiida, Aplysiidae. Gene Ontology annotation, molecular function: iron ion binding; heme binding; monooxygenase activity. The coding region runs from base 67 to 1731 and encodes 554 amino acids. The record is from RefSeq and is a predicted model, not a curated record.
UAAAAACAAAUGCAUGCUCAUGUCCUCAUUAGGUAUGUCAAAUAAUAACCUGUUAUACAUUUCAGAAUGUUACCAUCAAAAACACAGACGUGGAUACUUCCCAGAGGCCGGGAACUCCUUUGCUCAGUGUGUUCUCAGAGGUGUUUGUCUGCCCCGCCAAGUGGAAUGUUCAAAGAUCAACUCCUUACAGCCAACACGAAACAUGAAGGCCAAGUGAAGCAUUCGCAGACAGCGCUUCCCUUCAGUAAAAUGUUGGGACCUAAAGGAGCCAGGAGAAUACCAUACAUAGGAACAUUGCUGAUGUUCAAACCCUUCAGUCCCUAUACUAUCGACACUUUUGACCGCAUGGUGAGUUCAAAACACGAUAAGUAUGGUGCUAUCUUCAGAAUGAGGAUGGGGAAGGAAUACACUGUAUUUACCGAAAACGUCGCUGACGUUGUGACUAUAUUCCGAACGGAAGGGCCCUACCCCAGAAGACGUCUCAUGAAUCUGAACAAAGUGUUCAGAGAGCGUAACAACUUGCCCCUCGCCCUCGGCGGACUUUCCGGGCCCGAAUGGCAUGAGCUUCGACGUCCACUGAACCCCCUUCUGAACAAACCACAGAUGUGCCUGCAUUAUCUGUCUGCUCAGAACAACGUGGCUGACGAUUUUGUCAAGAGACUGGGUGAGACUACGUUAUCUCGGGAACAACAGUGCGAGGAGUUUUUCAAGUACGCCGCAGAGAGCAUCGGGGUGGUUUGCUUCAAUUGCAGGCUGGGCUUUUUGAAUUCUGACUUGAGUUCUUCUCGAGACAAGCACAACUUACUGGAAGCCUUCAAAACAGUGAUGCACUGUAAUUAUGUGGCUAUGGUUGGUCUGGAGAGAAGGUAUCAGUUCACAGAGCAGGAUGAGUUUUACCAGCUGUACAGCCGUGCCAUGAAGCUCAUCGCUCAUGAAUCAAUGCAGUACGUGGAAGCCGUGAUGUCAGGAUUAAAGGCCAAGCAAACAUCAGGUAGCCAAACCAUAGAACAAGAAUCUGACUUACGUGCUUAUAUUGAAACAAAUCUCCUGGCCUCUUUGAUAGUAAACAGCAAUCUUGAAAUGAACAAAAUCAUCGCAAUAAUAGAGUCUCUGCUCGUCGUCGGCACAGAUUCUACAGCCAAAAAUCUCGCCGUAUUGUUGUAUAAUUUAGCUAGGCAUCCCGAGAAACAACAAAAAGCUGCUGAUGAAAUUAUGGGUAUUAUGGGAGAAAACGAGCCCGUGACACCAAAGACAAUUUCAGAAAUGCACUACUUGAAAGCGUGCGUCAAAGAGUCGAUGAGGCUGAAUUUCCCUACUGCAAAUGGAACCAUGCGAAUACUGAACCAAGACACGGUUCUCAGCGGUUAUCUCGUGCCCAAAGACACCAACGUCAUCCUGGGGAUGAGGCGAAUCGCUCAUGACCCUCGAUAUUACCCAGAUCCAGAGAGCUACAAACCAGAGAGAUGGCUCAGACAGAAACAGGGCUCACAGACAAGACGAGACGAGGUCGUGUCGCGACAGGCCUUCACGUACCUACCCUUCGGCCACGGAGCGAGAAGCUGCAUUGGCCGACGCUUUGCCGAGAUGGAGAUCCAAGUAGCCGCCGCUAAAAUCUUACAGAAGCUGCAGGUGCGAGUUGACAAGUCUUACGAAGGCUUGGACCCUGUGUACACGCCGUUUAUUACACCAAGAGUCCCUAUUCCGUUUGUUUUUGAGAAGAGGAAAACUUAACCCAUAACGACUGUGUCAGGAAGACACUUGGCAAUCCAUGAUUCCACCAACAUUUUCAAGUGCAUAAACCUCAAACACAAAACUGAACCUCAUAUGCGGUCGUUAAAGUACUAUGAAAUAAAUGUGCUAGUGUUCAUCUUUUAAAAUCGAUAAGGCAGUGAAGCUAAAGAGACAUAAUGACACAGAUUCUGUUUUUGUUUUUCCUAGUAAAAAACAACAACACUUGCAUAGGUGGCCUCUUUUCAACCGAAGCCAUCACUAUUUGGCAUCAAAGCACCGUUCAACCAUUCGCAGGAUAAUAACCAUGACAAAUCUGGAUAAAUGAUGAUGUUUUGAUUUAGAGUACCCCAUCUGAACACGUAGAUGCCAAACAA